This is a messenger RNA of Sporothrix schenckii 1099-18, 738 nucleotides long. RefSeq lists its product as uncharacterized. The record is from RefSeq and is a predicted model, not a curated record. Bases 1 to 738 code for a protein of 245 amino acids. The transcript has 2 exons. Lineage: Eukaryota; Fungi; Ascomycota; Sordariomycetes; Ophiostomatales; Ophiostomataceae.
AUGGUUUCAGAGCCUGCGCGCCACUGGCCAACGCCUGCAGGACCCCUGACUAUCCAAUGGGGCGCCGCGGUUUCCCGUUUCCCUGUGGCGCGUCCCAGUGGCCGGGCAUCCGGAAAUGGCAGCCUUUCUCGUCCCUUUUUCGCAAUCAACACUGUUCUGCCUCUUCUCUUUUCUCGACAACGCUCACGAUCACGAAUUGCCAUUGCCUGCGCUCCGACAGUAUAUCUUCCAUCUCUACCGCCGACCACUCGUCAAAUCCAUUCUUCGCGCCUCCACACCGGCCCUUUGCCCAUACUGCGUCCGGGUGAACUCGUGCCUCUUUGCCCAUUGACGGACGACCCCUUUUUGAUAAUCGAAUAUCUCACCGUCUUCACCACCGCCAUCAUGUCGCCCCUCGAGCGCUUCAGCAAAUGGGUCCAGCUCAAGAUCUACCAGUUUGAGGUCACCUACAGCGUCUACAUGCUGACACCCACGGAGAAGUUCUUUGUCUACUCCCUCCUCUUCCUCCUCACGAGCCUGACCUCCAUCGCCAUCUUCCUCUACCUCCCCCACCACGUCGCCUUCCUGAUCAACCGCGCCUGGUUCUACGCCCACGGUGACAGCCAGUUUGACGCAGCCCAGAGCCUACUGCAGGGCGUGGUCGUAGCAGAAAAGGCCGGCACCACGGCUGCCGUGCAAGUUACCACGACUGUCGAGAGCCUCGCCGACGCCGCUGCGACGGUCGUGCGGGAGCUGUAG